Durotheca rogersii is the source of this 2613-nucleotide messenger RNA. RefSeq lists its product as uncharacterized. Gene Ontology annotation, biological process: endoplasmic reticulum unfolded protein response. NCBI's taxonomy places the organism in Eukaryota, Fungi, Ascomycota, Sordariomycetes, Xylariales, Xylariaceae. The coding region runs from base 92 to 2440 and encodes 782 amino acids. The transcript has 2 exons. The record is from RefSeq and is a predicted model, not a curated record.
UAACCCCCGUCCGCUUACCUGCACCCUGUUCGCUGGCGAGAGGGCCUCUCUCACUACCCCGUCCCCAGCGCCUCCUCUGUGGUUGGUCACCAUGGCCUCCGAUCCCUCCGAUCCGGCCAUCUCCCAGGCCCAGUCCGACUCGACCACCUUCAAGUUGCAAAUAAUAUCGCCCUCAGUCGGUGUCCCCCAGCCGCUAGUCCUACACGGGCUCCCUUUCCACCUCACUGUCGGACAACUGAAGGAGCGCAUCCGAAAUGCCAUCGCCACUAAACCCGCAGACCAGGCCCAGCGCCUCAUCCACCGGGGCCGCCUCCUAUCUCGCGACAACGAGACGAUGGCGGAUGUCUUUAGCGAGGAAUCUCUUCGCUCCGUAGACCACCAAGCCGUACAUCUGGUUCUGCGAGAUCUAUCCGACAGCCGACCAGCGUCCACCCCGACUCUUCAACAUGCCGCGAGCAACGGCGCAUCGCCUGCUCCGGGCCAACAACCCGCCGGGUCCAAUACACCUAAUGCUCCUCCGCAACCACAGCCCCAACCGCACCCGCACCCGCAUCCGCACCUUCACCACCACCAUCACCACCAGCAUUACAACGCUCCCUUGCAGCCUCAUGCCCAAGUACGGAUCACAAUCCCUAACUACCCCGGAUUUGCAUUUGGCCCUCCCCAGGGCCCCGUUCCCGGAAUGCCCGCUACGGGCCAACCGGUCCCUCCGCAGGCGCAGUACAACCCUUGGGCAAGAGCUAUGAAUGCAGGUCCACAUAUGGGGGGUCUGAACCAGCAGAACCAGAACUUCAGCCAGAGAGAUCGCGUUCCGAUGGGCCCACAGGGAGCGCCAGAUGCGUCCCACGCCGCCACGAGAGGGGCCCCGGGGACGAGCACACCGGGGAGCGGAGUGUCGCCAUUCCAACCAGAUUCUACUCGGACUAUGAUCCGCGAGGGAAUUGGGCCAAAUGGCGCGCAGUGGCGCAUCACGGUGAACGAAUCCUUCGUCAACCCGCACCAGCGGCCGGGAAGGACCGCGUCGCCGUUGUCGACGGCUGACGGCACCGCUCCGUGGAUCCCCCAGGCGAGACCCGCCCCAUCCAAUGGGACCCAGCUGUCCAACAACGAUGUGCAGAGCAUCCUACGGGCUGCCGAUGCUAGCUCGGCUACGAGAGUCAUGGCCGACGCCAUGCGCAGAAAUGCUAGUAGCUCCUCGCUGGCGAACCUCGCGAGCAGCCAAGCUCAGCAUCCCAUCCCGCCUGGCGUUACUACCCCGUCGAUCCCGUCUCGGGCGGGUAGUGCCGCCGGUACUCCCGAUCCAUUCAGAGCAUCGGGUCAGCCCAGAAGCUCUUCGGCGCCCCAUGUUCAGGCACAAUUUUCGCAGGCGACGCCGGAGGUAUACAUCUUGACGUCCCCGAGCGGUCCGCGUGCUCUACUCCUUAAUACCCCCUUAGAGACGUAUUUCAGCCCCCCAGGCCGGGCCAUCAAUCUUCCUCCGGGCAUGCCAUUCCCCCACACGCUCGCCGUGCCGCCAGCGUUCAACCUUGGUCGGCAAUACGUAGCCCCCACACCGACUACUCAACUACACAACGCUCAGGCAGGAGGGGGUCAGAUACCCAAUGCCCAAGCUCACCAUCCACCCCAACAUCCGCAGCCGCAGGUCCAGCUACAGCAUGGCCUUCCCCAGCCCCCCCAAGCUCCCCCUCAGCUAGGACACAUUAUGGCACGCGCGGAUAAUCCGCAUGUGCAGGCGGUCCGGAUUGCCCAGCUGUGGCCCCACGUAUGGAUGAUCAUUCGUCUAGGCCUUUUCAUAUGGUGGUUCACGUCGCCGACUUCUAGCUGGUCCCGUUGGGUCACCGUCAUUUCUAUCGCCGUCACCUUGUUCCUCAUCAAUACGGGGCUUCUGAACCCUAUCGCCGAGCAAUUUUGGGUUCCCCUCCGCCGGCACCUCGAGAGCCUGAUACCCCUGGCCGACGGCCACCACCGUAACGCCCGACCUGCAAGAGCCGAGAACGGCCGAGGCGCCGCCGGCGACCCCGGACCUCAGAGGGAGCUAGAUCCCGCAGACACGGCAGCUAUGCUGGUUAGGCAGCGGCGUAACGCCAACGCGAACUGGCUGAUGAACCAGGCCAGGCGGCUCGAGCGCGCUGGCAUCUUGUUCCUCGCCAGCAUCGCGCCCGGGGUCGCCGAGAGGCACAUCGCGCAGAUGGAGGCGGAGGUGCGCGCCGAGCGGAGACGACGAGAGGCCGAGGCCGAAGCUGCUGCCAUUAUUGCCGCCGAGGCGACUGCUGCCCAGCAGGAAGCCGCGGAACGAAGCGCCGAGGAUGGUGGCGGCGGCGGCGGGUCUACUGCUACCCCUGCGACCAGGGAAUCAGAGAGGCAGGACCAGGUGGCAGGAGACGAGAGGGAAGACAACGGGCGACUGCGAGCCGCGGCCGAGCCAGUCAAUGUGCUCUGAAUUUGGGACCGUCCUCGUACAAAAUACGGUACUGAAUCACAUGCCCGCCUAUGGGGGCACGCCAUCGGGCCGUGAAUAAACGAAAAAGGAGGGGUAGUGGAUAGGGAGGGUGAGGGAGAAAGGGGGGGGGGGGGGCGAGGCUAAAGACGAUUAACGUAUGUACGAGUUAUCGA